Rhodotorula toruloides NP11 is the source of this 1101-nucleotide messenger RNA. Its product is annotated as DUF250 domain containing membrane protein. NCBI's taxonomy places the organism in Eukaryota, Fungi, Basidiomycota, Microbotryomycetes, Sporidiobolales, Sporidiobolaceae. Gene Ontology annotation, cellular component: Golgi apparatus; endosome; trans-Golgi network. The record is from RefSeq and is a predicted model, not a curated record. Gene Ontology annotation, molecular function: antiporter activity. Bases 1 to 1101 code for a protein of 366 amino acids. The transcript is spliced from 8 exons.
AUGUCAGGAGCACAGGACGUCAAGCUGCCCGUCUACCCCUCCGACAACAACGACCCGCUUAGCUCAAAGGGCCUCUUGAACGAGCGCGAUGAGGGACUCCCGACCGCCGUCACCAACGCGACGUCGGCCAAGCCAGCCGCGAGCAUGGCCAGCGCGGAGGGGAUCAAGAAGAUCUGGCCUGGCUACAUCAUCAUGGUCUGGAUCGCUUUGAGCAGUGGUGUCAUCCUCCAGAACGCCUACAUCCUGCGGACACUCCAAUUCAACUACCCCAUCGCAUUGACGACUUGGCACUUGGUCUACGCGACCAUCGGCACCCGUCUCCUCCUCCGCUUCACACACCUCCUCGACGACCUGCACAAGGUUCAGAUGUCCUGGGACCGCUGGCUCCGCAACAUUGUCCCCAUUGGCGCCCUCUUCUCCGGAUCCCUCAUCUUCUCCAACUUCGCCUACCUCAGUCUCUCCGUCUCGUUCAUCCAGAUGCUGAAGGCGUUCACCUCCGUCGCGGUCUUGGGCAUGUCGGUCCUCUUCGGACUCGAGCAGAUGCAGCCGCGCAAGUUUGUGAUUGUCAUCGCAAUCUCCUGCGGAGUCGCCCUCGCCUCGUACGGCGAGAUCGCAUUCGACAUGGGCGGCUUCAUCUGCCAGGCGCUCGGUAUCGCUUUCGAGUCAGCGCGCCUCGUCUCGAUCCAGCUGCUCAUGUCGGGCUUGAAGAUGGGACCUCUCGUCUCGCUCUACUACUUUGCACCGGUCUGCGCCGGCCUUAACAUGAUGCUCAUCCCCUUCUUCGAGGGCGCCGCGCCAUUCCAAGACGCCCUCGAGGUUGUCGGCCUCCCCAUCCUCGUCGGCAACGCCACGACCGCCUUUGCGCUCAACGUCGCCGUCGUCUUCCUGAUCGGCUGCGCAAGUUCGCUUGUCCUCACGCUCUCGGGCGUCAUCAAGGACAUCCUUCUCGUCCUCGGGUCGGUCGUCUUGAUGGGAUCGACCGUGACCUUCACUCAGUUCGUCGGCUACGGCAUCGCCCUCUUCGGCCUGGUCGUCUUCAAGCUCCCGAAGGAGACGGUCGACAAGUACAUGAUCCAGGUUCGCGGUGCGCUCGGCCGAUGA